Molecule: messenger RNA, 637 nt
Organism: Cryptotermes secundus
Lineage: Eukaryota; Metazoa; Arthropoda; Insecta; Blattodea; Kalotermitidae
Product: aggrecan core protein
Exons: 2
Coding region: 1-540 (179 amino acids)
Source: RefSeq, a predicted model, not a curated record
AUGAGCCAAGUUUUCCUGCUGGCCUUGACGGCGGCCACCGUGAUCGCCGCUCCUCAGUUCGAUGAAGACUUUGGUUCUUCGUGGCACGAGAGCCAUGGUCAGGCCGAGAGCUACUCCCAGACGAGCUUUGGGAGCCCCCACAAGAAGGUCAAGACAGUGGUCAUCAACAAAGAAGUGAAGGUCCCAGUUGAGAAGCCCUACCCUGUGACAGUAGAGAAGAAGGUUCCUUACCCUGUUAAGGUUCCAGUGGAAGUCAAAGUUGAGAAGCCUUACCCCGUCGAAGUAGUGAAACCUUACCCUGUAUACGUCGAGAAAAAAAUCCCAUACCCUGUAGAGAAAACGGUACCUUAUCCUGUGAAAGUCCCUUACAAGGUCCCUGUCCCUUACAAGGUUCCUGUCCCUGUGGAGAAGCCAUACCCCGUGCCCGUCGAAGUUCCUCAUCCCGUCCCUCACCCCUACAUUGUUGAGAAGAAAACUCCAGUGUUCCUGAAGAAGGGACAGGAGUCUGAUGCCGAAAGUUACAGCAGUUUCAGUGAUUGAGCUCCUGUUCUGUAGGUUGAAAUCCAUCGCACCGCACACAUCACGUGACUAUCAACUUAUUUAUUAUACCAUACUGCCUGCAUAUAAAUAAAACGUA